Molecule: messenger RNA, 2170 nt
Organism: Aspergillus versicolor CBS 583.65
Lineage: Eukaryota; Fungi; Ascomycota; Eurotiomycetes; Eurotiales; Aspergillaceae
Product: putative GABA permease
Exons: 3
Coding region: 289-1857 (522 amino acids)
Biological process (GO): transmembrane transport
Cellular component (GO): membrane
Molecular function (GO): transmembrane transporter activity
Source: RefSeq, a predicted model, not a curated record
UUUGCUGACAGCGUCAUUGAAGAUAGCGAUUGCCCAAACUGGAGUAGUGGAAGUGCGAUCAACCGCGAUACAACGUUGAUAAUCGUGAAGAUUGCCUAAAAUCAUUGAUCGUCCACGGUUCUCGUAUGGACUUCCCCUCUUCAGGUUCCACCUCCGCAUUUCCUUUGCCUCUUUUUUCCUUACUCGGCCGUCAUAUCGCCUUCCCAUUGCUUCAAAAGGCGUUCCAUCUCUCCUUUCUUCAUGUUUUGAUAAUACUCAUCUUGAAGUCUCUCACUCUAUCCGCCCAUCAUGCCUCAAGACCCCAGCGCCGACGAGGCCCUGGCCCGUAUGGGCUACAAGAGCGAACUUCCCCGCAAUCUCAGCAUGCUGAGUAUCCUCGGACUCUCUUUCGCUAUCAUGGCCGCACCCUACGGUCUCAGUACGACCCUCUAUAUCACCCUAACAGACGGCCAAUCUGUCUCCGUCCUCUGGGGCUGGGUCCUCGUGACCCUAAUCUCAAUCGCAAUCGCCGCGUCCCUCGCGGAGAUUUGCGCCGUCUACCCAACCGCCGGCGGCGUAUACUACUGGAGCGCGAUGCUAUCGACGAAAGAAUGGGCGCCGAUGAUGUCGUUCAUCGACGGGUGGUUGACCCUUGUCGGAAACUGGACAGUGACACUGAGUAUUACUUUUGGCGGGGCGCAGUUGAUCCUGAGUGCGAUUUCGCUGUGGGAUGAAUCGUUUGUUGCGAAUGAAUGGCAGACCAUUCUCAUGUUUUGGGCGGUGAUUUGGGCCUGUGCGCUGAUUAAUGUGUUUUGUGCGAGAUGGUUGGAUCUCAUUAACAAAGUUUGUAUCUUUUGGACAGCGUCCAGUGUGCUUGUUAUUUUGGUGGUGUUGUUGACUAUGGCGGAUGAUAGGAGGAGCGGAGAGUUCGUUUUUGGGCACUAUGAUGCGAGUGAGAGUGGAUGGCCAUCUGGGUGGGCUUUCUUCGUUGGAUUACUGCAGGCCGCAUAUACCUUGACUGGCUAUGGUAUGGUGGCUGCGAUGAGUGAGGAGGUCCAGAACCCCGAGCGUGAGGUUCCGAAAGCAAUUGUCCUAUCCGUGGUGGCUGCUGGUAUUACUGGACUGGUUUACUUGAUUCCAAUCCUGUUUGUGCUGCCGGAUGUGAAGAUGCUUCUUAACGUCAAGAGUGGACAGCCGGUCGGUCUGAUUUUCAAGUCCGUGACGGGCUCAGCAGGAGGCGGGUUCGGCCUACUCUUCCUAAUCCUAGGCAUCAUGAUGUUCGCGGGUAUCGGCUCCCUAACAGCGGCUAGCCGCUGCACAUACGCUUUUGCGCGUGAUGGUGCCAUCCCCGGAUUCCGACUGUGGAGGAAAGUCAAUAAGAGACUAGACGUCCCUGUAUGGGCAAUCAUCCUCUCAACAACAGUCAUCUCCCUGCUCGGCCUGAUCUACUUCGGUUCAACCGCAGCAUUCAACUCCUUUACUGGCGUUGCCACUAUCUGCCUCUCCACGUCGUACGGGCUCCCGAUUCUCAUCUCUGUGAUCCGUGGCCGAAAGGCCCUCAAGAACUCCGGCUUUUCGCUCGGUCGGUUCGGAUACGCCAUCAAUAUCUUGACCAUCUUGUGGAUUUGCCUAGCUGUGGUGUUGUUCUGCAUGCCGGUCUCACUUCCUGUCGAUGCAGCCUCGAUGAACUAUGCGAGCGUGGUGUUUGCAGGCUUCGCGACUAUUAGUGUCACCUGGUACUUUGCGUAUGCGCGGAAGCACUUCACUGGCCCGCCGGUCCCCAUGGAUCAGCUUGAAGAUACACCUGGGGUUGUCCCGGGGAAGCCAGCAGUGGAUCCGGAGCAGGCGAGUUCUGGGCUGGUCGAGGAAAAACGAUAGUUUGCGGAAGCCUGCUAAGAGGCAUUGUGCAGUGUAAAUUAAUUACAACAACACUUUAAGUUAUUCAAUGAGUAAAAGAAUCGAUUAAUAUAAUCAUAAAUAAAAAAACAGAAGCCAUUACCCCAGAAUUUGCUUGUCAAAUUGGCUCGGGACAUGACAAUCACAGGGGGAAGAAGGGCAGCCCAGAGACCUCCGAGAACCGCGGUUCAACUGAUCGAGCGACCCAACAGCCUGCCAAAUCAAUCAACAACGCUCCUAUCAGUCAUCACCACUCGCUCCAACGCCUCAUUUCGCGUCUGAACUGGAAUCCGAC